AGUAGCAAUCAAGAAGUGCAACAUUAUCACCCAGUUUGAUUAGAAGAAGAAAACUGUCCACCGUUCAAACAGUCCCCUUUUUAUUUAAAAAUGAUAUAGUGUCAGGCUGGUACAGAGGAGAAGAAUGGAUGCUCUCGCUCGCAUGCUUACAGAGCCUCUAGAUCCUAAAGAGGAAAACGAUGGUCAAAUCACAGAGGAAUGUUUGCUUGGGAACUGCAGGUUGAACCUUCCAGAGGACCUGCUUGAGGAUCCUGAAAUUUUCUUCUCUGUGAUGAGUGAGAGCACCUGGAAUGAAGUACUGACUGAUAGCCAGAGACAACACCUACGCCAGUUUUUGCCACAGUUUCCUGACAAGGAUGUUGAGGAGCAAGACCGUACCAUCAGUGACCUGUUCAACAACAGGAAUUUUAACUUUGGAAACCCUCUUCAUCUUGCACAGAAGCUAUUUAGAGAUGGUUUCUUCAAUCCUGAGGUGGUCAAGUACAGACAAUUGUGUUCCAAGUCCCAGAGGAAGCGCCAUUUGUACUCCCUUCAGCAGUAUUACCACAGACUGUUGAAGGAGAUCCUUGUUUCCAGAAAGGAGCUGCUGGAUUUUGCAGCUCACAAUGGUCUGGACUUUCCUCCAAAAAGAAGGUUGCCGAACAAGACUCAAGCUGAAAUGCGGGAGCCGAGGGUGCGAAGAAGAUUGAGUCGCAUACUGAAGGAGGUCAAAACUGAGUGUGGAGACAGCAAUGCUUCAUCUGAUGAUGAUGACAUGUCAUUAUGGACUCCAGCACCUCAAUCUCCCUCCUCUCCAUCGCCCACCGUCUCACUCAGAGUUCUUCCCAGCCUCUCUACCCUAGACAUGAAGACUACUGAAAAAGUAGAACUGGAUGAGCUGGAUUUGAAAGUCAUGCUUCAAAAUCAUCGUGAGAAGAGGAAGCGUCAGCCAGACCAUCCAGAUUUGAUGACCUCUGAUAUCCAUCUUGGAGACAUAAUUUCAAGAACAAAUAUUGGUCGGAAGGGGGCAGUGCCCCUCUUCGAUUUGUCUCUGCCUAAGAAGAAGAUAAGAGAUGAGAGAAGGAAGAAAAAAAUGAGGACAAUAAAAGUGGAGUCUGAGGAUCCUAGUGACACUCUUCCACCUUCAGACGCCUCAUCAGCCCCUCCAGUAAACGUCAUCAAUUGCCAGCCAGAUGCACCAACCACUCCUCAAACCAACAUCAAGGAGGAGAUUGUAGAGGAGCGCCAGAACAGCCCAGUUGCAGUUGAAGAAAUAGCUUUCAGUUUCUUCAGUUUGUUGGAAAGCAUCUUAAGAGCAGAAGGCUUUGCCAGCACUUUAAUGUUGGAGGAAAAGGUUCAGAUGUGGCAGUCUUCUCCAGCUAGUACCCUCAAUGUUUGGUUUUCAUCUGCUUCAUGUUGGUCCGAUUUGGUCCUUCAAGCUCUGCAGUUUCUUGCAGGAGAUGCUAAAGAUGGCAUGAUGGCGCUCCCGAGUGGCUUUUCUCCAUUUGUGGAAUUUGUUGAUGAAUCUCAACAAUGGAGAUGGAUUGGUCCCACUCAGGACACAGAGAAGGACCUCAGUGCACUCUGUCAGCUGUGGCUGGACUCCAAAGACUUCGUUGUCAAGACAGAAAAUGAAGACAUGUUAGAGAUGACUUCUCCCAUACCAAAACUAUCAACUGAUUAUGUGGUGCGGCCCAGCACUGGAGAUGAAAGACAAGUGUUUCAAGUCCAGGAGCAGCAACGAUACAACCAGCCACACAAGGCUUUCACCUUCAGGAUGCAUGGCUUUGAAUCUGUGGUGGGGCCUGUUAAAGGGGUGUUUGAUAAGGAGAUGUCUCUGAACAAAGCCAGGGAGCACACACUGCUUCGCUCAGACAGGCCGCCAUAUGUUACCAUUCUGUCACUAGUACGGGAUGCAGCAGCCAGGUUACCUAAUGGAGAAGGAACAAGGGCAGAGAUUUGUGAACUGUUGAAGGACUCACAGUUUCUUGCUCCAGAUGUCACAAGUGCACAAGUGAACACAGUUGUCAGUGGGGCCCUGGAUAGACUCCACUAUGAAAAAGACCCCUGUGUCAAGUAUGAUAUUGGUCGCAAACUGUGGAUUUACCUUCACCGCCAUCGCAGCCAAGAGGAAUUUGAGAGGAUCCACCAGGCUCAAGCUGCAGCUGCGAAAGCAAGAAAAGCUUUGCAGCAAAAGCCUAAACCAGCAUCAAAACCUAAGUCUGGAAGUAAAGAUGGAAGCAACAAAACCCCUGGAUGUCUGGAGUCAGGACAGGAUAUAGGUUCUAAUCCCAUGUCACCAGUCCCUACAACGCCCACCCCAAACACACCUGGAAUCCCGAAGUCACCCUUACCCUGCACAGCCACCACACCAACAAAGACUGGAGUCCCAGAUACAAUCAAAACAAGCCCAGGUGUUCUUCUUGUGUCCCCUCCCUCACUGCCCCAACUGGGAGCCAUCUUACCCAGUAGUCAAGCUUGUCCGCCCACAUCCCAGCCAGUUACAUCCCAACACACAGCUCGGAUAGUGAGUCACCUGGCAGCGGGCUCCCUCCCUCAAGUGCGGGUUGUUCCUGCUCAGCCUGGUCUAGGUUCUUCAGCAGCAGGUCAGCAGGCCACUCUGGUACAUCAGACCCCGCAUCAGAUCCGGAUGCCAGUUUCAAUGGCAGCAAAGGGCAUUUCACAGUCAGUGGUUUCUGUACCACUAAGAAGUUCAUCAGGUAGUAGUCCAGUCCAGGUUCCAACCACCCUGUCUGUGUCAGCUGUAACUGUAACCAAACCUCAAACUGGAUCUCCUGGUAGCCCAGCAAACAACCCUACUUCUCCAGCUGUGCUGCAAGGUGUCACCAGCUCCAACAUCAAACAGGUUUCUAUCACAGGACAACUAGGAAUGAAGACUGCAAGCGGGGGAGGAAUUCCAAUCACGGCUACAAACUUGCGCAUCCAGGGAAAAGAUGUCCUCCGUCUUCCACCGUCCUCCAUUACCACAGACGCUAAAGGCCAGACGGUGUUGCGGAUCACCCCUGACAUGAUGGCAACUCUUGCUAAAUCCCCAGUUGCAACUGUCAAACUCACCUCUGACUUUUUGGGAACUGCCACAACAAGCAGCAAGAGCAUAUCUGCCACGCUUCAUGUCACCCCACCCCACCCAUCACCGUCUUCUGCAUCCAGCGCUGCAUCCUGUACAGUGGAAUCACAGACCACAAAGGCAGGCACGGUUACCCCAACCCUAUUGAAAGCUACUGGAGACACAGCCAUACGUUUGAUGCCCACACUGGCUGUUACUGUUGCUGACCAAAAAUCUAGAACCUUCUCAACCGUAACCUCCCCUGACAAGAGUGCCGCCACCAUACGGAUAAUGCCAGGACUUGGUGUUAUUCCACAAAAACAGGGUCAAACUAUCACAAUGACAAACACCACAGGCAGUAAACCACUCACAGGGUCUACAUGUGCUAAUGUUGUGACCAUGGCUGCUAGUGUUGUCGCCGGUGCCAAGGGCAUCACAGUGCCUCCUGGAGCCUCUGCCUCCCCUCUGACGAUAGGAACAGCUACUGCUACUGUACGACAGGUCCCCGCUACAGUUGUGACAACACAAACGGGGAAGUUACCUGCACGGAUUACUGUGCCCCUCUCUGUGCUCAACCAACCACUGAAAAGCAAGAGUGUUAUGACAACACCAAUUGUAAAAGGAAGUCUUAAUACAAACAGUAUCAGCAGCCUGGGUAGGAACAUCAUCCUGACCACCAUGCCUGCAGGCACAAAGCUCAUCGCAGGGAACAAACCAGUCAGUUUUGUGACGGCACAACAGUUCCAGCAGCUUCAGCAGCAGGGACAGGCCACACAGGUUCGGAUCCAAACAGUUCAGGCACAACAGCUUCAGCAGCACAUGGCAGCAGGGUCUCCAAAAUCUGUUUCUACAGUUGUUGUCACAACAGCACCUUCACCCAAAUGUGCACCUGAUCCUCCACCUGCUCCUCAGUAGUAAUCUCAUCUUUCCAGCCAGCUAUGAAUUGAAGGUCCAGUACACCACAAGUGUCAGUAUUUACUCAUCAGAGCUCUGUUGCUCUCAGGCUUUAAUCAUCUUUAUGUGAUUGUAUCCAACUUUUUGUAAGUUGAGCAAUAACAUCCAAAAGAGAAACCUUGAAAUAAAUGCUUUGAGCUUGUGCCAAGAUGUACACAUCCUCUUUAAAAAGGUUUUGACCUUUUUCCAAGUUACCAGGUUCACCUCCUUGAAUAUGACAAUGGGUUUGUUUUUGUCCUGUACUUAAUGUUUUAUUUUAUGUAAUAUUAACAAAUGUGGAGUUAAUUAACCUUGAUCUCAUUUGUUUGAAUGUUGUGACUUAAUAUAUUUGUUCACUUACAA
Molecule: messenger RNA, 4342 nt
Organism: Melanotaenia boesemani (Boeseman's rainbowfish)
Lineage: Eukaryota; Metazoa; Chordata; Actinopteri; Atheriniformes; Melanotaeniidae
Gene: nfrkb
Product: nuclear factor related to kappaB binding protein
Exons: 26
Coding region: 125-3961 (1278 amino acids)
Cellular component (GO): Ino80 complex
Molecular function (GO): protease binding
Source: RefSeq, a predicted model, not a curated record